CCCCUCCCCUCUUCCCUCCCACCUCGGCUCUGUCCCUUUGCUGGUUACCGGCACAUUUCGCGGCCCAGGCAGCCGAAGCUAGCGAGCGGCCGGAAGGAAGCCAGGAAGUGCGGAGGCGGCAGUGGCAGCGGCGGCCUAGUGGCGCAGGCCGCAGCGCGGACGCGCAGGGAGUGUGAGUGAGGCGGCGCCGGGCAGGGGAUCCCGGCAGGCCCGGGGGGAGGCCGCGCUCCUUCUCUCCCGCCAUGGCCGACAACGAGAAACUAGAUAACCAACGGCUGAAGAACUUCAAGAACAAAGGCCGCGACCUGGAGACAAUGAGAAGACAACGAAAUGAAGUUGUUGUGGAGUUAAGAAAGAACAAGAGAGAUGAACACCUGUUAAAGAGAAGAAAUGUACCCCAUGAAGAUAUCUGUGAAGAUUCAGAUAUAGAUGGCGAUUUCAGAGUGCAAAACACCUCAUUGGAGGCAAUAGUUCAGAAUGCUUCAAGUGACAACCAGGGUAUCCAGUUAAGUGCAGUGCAGGCUGCAAGGAAGCUUCUUUCCAGUGAUCGCAAUCCACCAAUUGAUGACUUAAUAAAAUCUGGAAUACUACCUAUUUUAGUGCACUGUCUUGAAAGAGAUGACAAUCCUUCUUUACAGUUUGAAGCUGCAUGGGCUUUGACAAACAUUGCAUCUGGAACCUCUGAACAAACACAGGCUGUAGUUCAAUCUAAUGCUGUGCCACUUUUUCUGAGGCUGCUGCAUUCACCCCAUCAAAAUGUGUGUGAGCAAGCAGUAUGGGCUUUAGGCAAUAUCAUAGGUGAUGGACCCCAGUGUCGAGAUUAUGUUAUUAGUCUUGGAGUGGUGAAACCUCUGCUGUCCUUCAUCAGUCCAUCUAUUCCCAUAACAUUCUUAAGGAAUGUUACUUGGGUCAUGGUCAACUUAUGCCGUCACAAAGACCCACCUCCGCCAAUGGAAACCAUUCAGGAGAUUCUUCCAGCCCUCUGUGUUUUAAUUCACCACACAGAUGUAAAUAUAUUGGUAGAUACAGUCUGGGCCCUCUCCUACCUAACGGAUGCUGGCAAUGAACAGAUCCAGAUGGUGAUAGACUCUGGAAUAGUCCCUCAUUUGGUUCCCCUUCUCAGCCACCAAGAAGUUAAAGUGCAAACUGCUGCACUCAGAGCUGUAGGCAACAUUGUUACUGGUACUGAUGAACAGACACAAGUAGUUCUGAAUUGUGAAGCUCUUUCACACUUCCCAGCACUGCUGACACAUCCCAAAGAAAAAAUUAAUAAGGAAGCUGUAUGGUUCCUAUCUAACAUCACUGCAGGAAACCAGCAGCAAGUUCAGGCGGUGAUAGAUGCAAACCUUGUUCCAAUGAUAAUACACCUUUUAGAUAAGGGUGAUUUUGGUACUCAGAAAGAAGCUGCUUGGGCUAUAAGCAACUUAACAAUCAGUGGAAGAAAAGAUCAAGUGGCAUAUCUAAUUCAACAAAAUGUAAUUCCUCCCUUUUGCAACUUGUUAACAGUAAAAGAUGCUCAAGUUGUACAAGUAGUGCUGGAUGGACUAAGUAAUAUAUUAAAAAUGGCUGAAGAUGAAGCGGAGACCAUAGCCAAUCUUAUAGAAGAGUGUGGAGGGCUGGAGAAAAUUGAACAGCUACAAAAUCAUGAAAAUGAAGACAUCUACAAACUGGCUUAUGAGAUCAUUGAUCAGUUCUUCUCUUCAGAUGAUAUUGAUGAAGAUCCUAGCCUUGUUCCAGAGGCAAUACAAGGUGGAACAUUUGGUUUCAAUUCAUCUGCCAAUGUACCAGCAGAAGGGUUCCAGUUUUAGAGUGAUAUUUUGGUGGUUAGGUACAAUGCAGCACUGAAUAAAAAAUGGUUUGACCCAUCAAUCUUGGCUCAUGGGAUCCGCUGCUGCAUUAAAUCGGGAAAGAAAAUGUGAAGAUUUCAUUUGGAAUCACAGAAAAGCCCAAAUGAAGUCAAGAUGGCGAGUGGGUGCGAGUGAGAAUGAGUGGCAAAAUGUAAUGAAAAACUUCACUGAAUGCUUAUUUAGAUUGUUCAAAGAAAAAGGGCUACAGGUCAAAGAUCUUCAGUGCCUGAGAAGGAACAAUGACUUACUAGAGCAAUUGGGGGGGAAAAUGCAGUACUAUUAUCAUCAAGCUUUGUAAGCAUAAAAGAGAAUAGGAUGCCCAUAUAAGUCCAAGGAGAAUGAGCCCAGGCCUUGCUAUGAAGCACCGUGUGAAUGGACAACAUUGAAUGAAUGUCUGGACUCAGCUGUGGAGCCAGGCUCAUGUUUCAAACCUGGGGCUCUUCACUCAUGAAGCAGACUCCUAGUCCUGGAGUGGCGUGUGUACGAGAGUAUGGUUGUGAUGCUGUAUGUGAACGCAUGCAAGCUUGAUUCGCCUUCAGGGGGCUGAUAAUAAACCUAGUAAAUUAUCAAAAUGAGUUCAUAAGUGUUAACUUACACUGGACACACAAAUAAAGACCGGUUUAGCAGCAGACUCUGGUUUACUCCUGCAGCCUGUUUUAUUUUAUUUUUUCCCUGUUUCUUUUAGUUAUUUUUAAUUUCUUUCCUGUAUGGCUUAUUAUUAGUUGCUUGUAAAGUCAGAAUUUUCAGGAAGGCUUCCCUGUGCAUUUGCACCAGAUGAAUGUUUGAUGUUAUGAAAAGCUUUCCAUAUCAUCAAAACAAAUUUAUGUAGAUUUUUGCAUGAAAAAACAUACAUUUCUCUCCAAAUAGACUGUGUUGCAGUACAUAAGUUGCCAUAAUAGUAGAAGACAGUAAAAUGUGGUAAUAAAUUCAUCAUCCUUUUCAUUUUCAAAGAUAACAUAAUGAUCUCUUUGCAUGUGGUAAUCUACAGCAUAGCUCAUUUUUAGAUUUUGUUGAGUCCUGUAACCAAAUGUUUCUUUUGUGGUAGAAUACCGUGCUGUUCAAUGUUACUUGUUUUCAAACUUUGUUUUCUAUGAAAAUGAUAUGGAAACUUCUAAAAAUGAAAUUUGGUGCAUAUGUACUGCUGAAUAAAGACCGAAGAAGAGGUGUGAAUAGAUGUACAAAUCCAAUUCCUGGUUUGAAUACCUUUAAUAAUAUGCCUAAUCUGUCCAAUUGUUUUAGACUCUUUUUAUCUUAGAUGUAGGCAGCCAUGAACAAUCUAUUUUGAGCCACUUUAGAGAGAAAACUUUGUAUUUUUAAAACUUGCAUAAAAAACAUGCAAGUGUUUUUAUAAUUGGAGUAAUGCCUCAGUUUUGAGGUUCUGCACACUAAAUUAAAGGUGACAUUACAAAUUUAUACAAAAAGGAGAACUCUUUAUAAGGUGGCUCAUUGUAGGAAAUGCUGUGCCUUCCCCUUUGAGCACAAGUGUUGCAUGAACAACAGUUUGCUAUAAUAAAACAUACCGGAUUAGUCACCAUUAGCAUCUAUAUCUACCUUGUGUUUUAAAAUCAACUGGCAAUUCUGAAACACUGUAGAAUGGAUAAAGAUUAUUUUGUGAUCAUAACUCUUUGUUGGACUAGAGUAUUUUUACAGCAUUCCUUGUCAUCAGAAACAUGGUUAAAGUUUAAAACUAGAAGCAGCAGAAAACUAGCUUGUGAAAUUUAUCUAAGUAGAGUGCAGGCUAGGCUGUCUUGGGGAAAUAAACGUUAAACCUUUAAAACAG
This is a messenger RNA of Caretta caretta (loggerhead turtle), 3627 nucleotides long. RefSeq names its product karyopherin subunit alpha 4 (gene KPNA4). Gene Ontology annotation, cellular component: cytoplasm. Gene Ontology annotation, biological process: protein import into nucleus. The record is from RefSeq and is a predicted model, not a curated record. Gene Ontology annotation, molecular function: protein binding; nuclear import signal receptor activity. NCBI's taxonomy places the organism in Eukaryota, Metazoa, Chordata, Testudines, Cheloniidae.